Messenger RNA from Lottia gigantea (owl limpet), 4830 nucleotides. RefSeq lists its product as hypothetical. Gene Ontology annotation, biological process: calcium ion transmembrane transport. Gene Ontology annotation, cellular component: membrane. The transcript is spliced from 36 exons. Gene Ontology annotation, molecular function: ligand-gated calcium channel activity. The coding region runs from base 1 to 4830 and encodes 1609 amino acids. NCBI's taxonomy places the organism in Eukaryota, Metazoa, Mollusca, Gastropoda, Lottiidae. The record is from RefSeq and is a predicted model, not a curated record.
AUGGCUGCUAGCGGUAACACAAUCGAAAUGGCUAAAGUAAAACCUGUCUCCUCCAAUAGGAAUUCAAAAGCUGUGUCUGAGAAUGCAUCUGAUAAGAAUAUCACACCAACACUGGCCAAGUCUCAGCAAGAUGAGAAAAAAUGGAUCAAGACGAAUAUAAAAGUAAAAGAAUGUGCUCAUUUUGUGAAAGCUAAUAAUCAAGAAUCUUCACAAGAUCCUAAAUGUAAUUGUGGUUUGCGUAAGGGUCACCAUCGAGAUAAUCAAAAACAAGGCCAUGAGACACAUUGGAAGGCUCACAGUAUCCAUGCCAACGCCUAUGGUGAACUGGAAUUCGAUGAUGAUAACAACCAAGUUGCUAAGUUUGUGCGUGUAGGAGACUGUGAAGAAGGAGAAGUAAAAAGAAUUUUAGAUAAUCUCCUGAUAAAACACUGGAAUCUCCAGAAACCAAAUCUGUUGAUCUCUGUGACUGGGGGCGCCAAGAAUUUCGACAUGAAAGCCAGGUUAAAAGAAGUGUUCAGAAGAGGUUUGCAGAAAGCUGCCGAAAGCACUGGUGCGUGGAUUAUAACGGGGGGUAGUAAUGCAGGAGUAAUGAAAUAUGUAGGGGAGGCAAUUAAAGAGAUCAGUAUCUCAGAUGAGAAGAACAGGGUAGUAGCUAUUGGUGUGGCACCGUGGGGAUGUGUGAAAAAACGAGAUGAACUCAUUAAUUCUGAGGGAGUGUGGCCAUAUAAAUACAGUUUAAACGACGGAAUGAAAUCAGAUAAUCCAAAUGAGACUUUGUUAGAUCCGAAUCAUACUCAUUUCCUAUUGGUUGACAACGGCACACAAAAUAAAUGGGGUACUGAGAUCGCGUUUCGUUCGAAAUUGGAAAAGGUUAUUGCUAAAUUGAAAAGCACUAUGAAAACUGAUGACACAGGAACGGAGACUAAAGAUAUACCAGUAGUAUUAUUGGUACUACAAGGUGGUCCUGGAACUUACCAGACUAUACAUGGUGCCAUUAAAAAUAAAACACCCACUGUCGUAAUCAAGGGAACUGGUGGUGCAGCAGAUAUCAUAGCUCAAGCCUUUCAGAAAGCCAAACCAACAGAAGUUUCCAAAAUAGAUCAAUCUGGCAUCGAAAUUAAAGAAACAAUAAUGGAGUUAGAUGAUACAGCAGAAGGAGAUCUGAUAUUAAAAUUACAGCAAUCUUAUGAUAAGAACUCGAUACAAGAUUACAUGAAUAAAAUACGGGAGAUAAUUCAUAAUAAAGAUUUAUUAACCGUCUUUGAGUUAGAUUCCAGAAACUUGACAGUUGAUGUGGCCAUUUUAACUGCCCUAUUGAAAGCCAAUAAAAAUGAUGUUAUGGAUCAGUUGGAGUUGGCGUUAGUUUGGGAUAAAAUGGAAGUUGCCAAAAAUGAUAUUCUGGGAGAUGAUACCUUGGAUAGAAAGAAAUUAAACCUACCGGAGAAAAUGUUGACAGCUAUCGAGAGAAAUCGUGUGAGUUUUGUAGAUCUAUUUAUUGACUAUGGUGUCAACCUAAAACAGUUUCUAACCAAAGAAAAACUUCUCCAGUUAUAUAAUACAGAGAAGAUAACUAUGGCCCACGUCGGAGAAUUAUUACAAUAUUUAAUUGGAGAUUAUUAUCUCCCCUAUUAUUGUGAUAAAAACAACUCAACGUAUAACGAUGUAAAUAGUCCCGUACAUUCAGGUCUCCAGGCAAUGACUAAUUUACAUGUCAGAAUUUGUAGUGAAGAUAACUAUGCGUCAUUAAAGAUAAAGGUGGAUCAUCCUAUACAAGAUUUAUUUGUAUGGAGUGUAUUGAUGAACAGACAAGAAAUGGCCGAUCUAUUCUGGAAGGAACUUGAUGAGCCGUUAGCAGCAGCCCUGUUUGCUAAUAGUUUAUAUAAAGCUAUGAAUACCAGAUCAGAAGAUACAGAAAUAUCUCUUAAAUUACACCAACAUGCCGAAGAAUUUAACGAUAAAGCUAUUGGUGUAUUGAAUUCUUGUUACGAGAAAGAUGAGGUUAAAACUCAGGAGAUACUAGUUCGUCAAUUGAGAAACUGGGGCCAGACAACGUGUGUUAUAAUGGCAGUGCAGGCUGAUAAUAAACGCUUUAUAUCACAAACUGCCUGUCAAACUCUCCUCAAUUCUAUAUGGAUGGGAAAUCUGUCUCAAGAUAACAGUAUAUUCAGUGUUAUACCAAGUAUAGUUCUGUUCCCUCUGAUAUUAACACCUAUUGUUAAAUUUAAAGAUGAUGAAAUCGCGAAAGUCAUACCAGUUGGAGACAAGGAUAAAGAAGGGAACUCUUCUGACGGGGAGAAAAUAGAACAGACAGAACCACCCAACAGACAAAGCUCAUCUAAUAGUUUUAUUAUAGAUCCUAUAGAGGAGACAGGAAAUAGUCGGUUAUCAUGUUGUGAGAGAUUUUGGUACCGAUUAAAAACAUUUUAUUUGGCUCCGGCUGUUAUUUUUUAUCUCAAUGUGCUGACGUACCUGGUGUUUCUUGGUCUGUAUAGUUUCCAUCUGUUGAUAAGUUUUAAUAGAACAUUCACUAUACUAGAAGGUGUACUAUGUGGCUGGGUAGUUACUAUAUUUGUAGAAGAGAUUAGACAGAUGUCGUCUAAAACAGGACGAGUAAUUGUAAAAUCAUCUCGAACUAAGGUGAUAACGAGUAAUGCUACGUCUGUUGGUUCCAAGUUCAGGACCUACUUUACCGAUUAUUGGAAUAUCCUUGAUCUGAUGACGAUAUUCCUGUUUGCAUUUGGAAUAAUUCUAAGAUUUAUACCAAAUGACACAACAUUUGAAAUCGCUCGUGUAUCACUGUGCCUCAAUCUAAUUUCAUUUUACUUCCGUAUUCUUCACAUAUUCUCUGUCAACAAACAGCUCGGACCAAAACUUGUCAUGAUCAGACGGAUGGUUCAAGAUUUGAUGUCGUUUGUGGUCAUUUUAGCAGUGUUUAUAAUAGCUUAUGCUGUUGCUACGGAGGCCAUUUUGUAUCCCAAUACCGAAUUCUCAUGGAAGUUAUUCUAUCAUGUACCAAGGAAAGCCUACUGGCAAAUCUACGGUGAACUCUUCUUGGAGGAUAUUGAAGGUCAGAAUGAUUGUACCAAUGAUGCAGCUCUGUACAGAGAUUAUAAUCAACCAAGAUGUCCGUCUGAAGUUGGGAAGUUCGUGGCUCCAGUAUUGAUGGGAUUUUAUGUUUUAAUGACCAAUGUGUUGCUGCUGAAUUUACUGAUCGCCAUGUUCAGCUACACUUUCGAACUACUUCAUCAGAACACGGACAGUAUCUGGAGAUUUGCAAAUCUUCAAGUUGUGAUGGAAUAUAGCACCAGACCACCUUUACCACCUCCUUUUACUCUCAUACUGCACGUGAAAUAUCUUGUUCAUCAUCUCACUUCAUGUCACCAGUGUCCACCAGGAACUUCGCAUGGAUUCAGAAAAGUGUAUGAUAAAAAUGGUCAGUAUGAAAGACAGUUGAUACAAUGGGAAAGUGUAAUAGCUGAAGCUUAUUGUAAUAAAGCAGAACAAGCUUCUAUGGAGAGCAUCAAUCAGAGAUAUACCACAGUUCUUGAGAGUCCAUUAAGCAAUAUUAAUCAUGUUAUGGAGUAUGAUAUGAGAGAAUCAGUAACACUUCGUCUAGAAAGAUUCAAUGAUUUUGAGAGCAUCAACCAGAGAUAUACCACAGUUCUUGACAGGUUGGAGAAUGUAUCAUCUGGUAGAAUGAUGGAAUACCAGGAUGCACAGGGACAGGAUGCCAUUCCAACUCUCAUAGAAACCCGAUUUGAGGGCAUUGAGGAACAGAUCAAAAUAAGCCACAAUGUAUUAGACUGGAUCAUGAAGUCUCUUAUAGAACAUAAACUAGCAUCUAAAGAUGAAAGACCAGAGUUAGCUGAUGUUGAAGAAAGAUUACAAAAAGAAGAAAGAAAGAAAGCCAAGAAGAGAAUACGAAAUGAACAACUCAAGUUUUUCUUUAAACAAGGUUUUGAGGUUCAUGUAAAAUGCCGUAAUUCGACGUACCCUGAAACAAACAUCAUGAGAGCUGAAGUCAAAGAUGAUGAAGUUUGUUGGGCUAUUAAAAUGAAGAAAUAUAACCCGGUACGAUACACAGCACCCAAAAUAUUAUCCAAUCAAAAGACUUAUACUGAUAAAUAUGAUUUGAUUGACAUGCCUGAAAAUGAGAGAGAUAAAUAUGACUUUAAUAAAUUUGAUAUGGUAACUAAAGUAGAUAGAACCAGCCUGUGUGGAUUUCCCUAUGAAAUUUCUCACGGUCUACCCCUGAAUCCCAGAGGAAGAACUGGUCUGGUUGGGAGAGGAUUAUUAGGAAGGUGGGGACCAAAUCAUGCUGCUGACACUGUAGUUUCCAGGUGGAAGAAGGAUGGAGAUUUGCAGGAAUACAGAGAAAAGAAGCCUUGUUUAGAAUUUGUAGCUGUUCAAAGACCUGAUAAACAGUGGGCCAUACCAGGGGGCUUUGGAAACCCAGAUAAAAAAUUAGAGGAAAUAUUAAUGACAGUAUUUGCCAGGGAAGCUCUGGGUACUCUUAUGGAUGAUCCUAAAGAAAGACCUCUUUUACUGCAAAAAUUGAAAAAAUUGUCUGAGAAAGGCAGAGUGAUAUAUGAAGGGUAUGCUGAUGAUGAAAGAAAUACAGACAAUUCAUGGUCAGAAAGCAGGUUGAUUUUAUACCAUGAUGAUACCGGUGAAAUUCUAGAUAAUAUUAAACUCAGGGCUGGCGAUACCGUCUGUGCCACGGCCUGGAUCACUGCCUCCUCUACCAUGACAUUCUGGGGAGCCCAUGAAGAAUUUCUUCGUAUGGUCACUGAUGAUCUUAAAGCUCAUUUCAAUAAUAAUUCAGGCUGA